AACACAUGUUGGUGACUUUAAUGGAGUUACUUUGACUAAGACAACAAAAUUAUUAAAAAUUACACCCCGGAAAAAAAAUAAAAAAAAAAACUAAUAUUUUCAUAGUUGAAAAAAAGAACCUCACUCACGUCCGAUUCUUCCCUUGUUUUUCUUUCUUCUUUCCCCCUUACCAAACACAAUAUCCUCUUUGUCUUUCCCCCUCUUUCUCUCCAAUUUCCUCCAAAAUUCGGAGAGAAAGAAAAGAAAAGAGAGCAUAAUUGUGUUGUGGAAGACAAAGAGAGAGAAGGAAAGAGAGUCGAGGUUUCUGGAAUCUUUAAUCAAACAUUUCCCUUUCUUUUUGCUUUUGGCUUUAGUUCAGAGAAGAGUCUAUUCGAAGUUUAUUGUUUGUUUUCCUUUUUUGCUCCUUGAUUCGGUCAACGACCAAUAUGGGGAUGGUUUUGGACGCCCGUUUUAGACCGAAUUGAUGGCUCCACGAUUCAUCAAGUGGAAUAUUGAUUACGAUUUUGGGGAUUUAGCUCUUUAAAUCAAAAGUAGCCUAAAACAAAGAAAGAAAAAAAAAAUGGUGGAGCGAUUCAUCUGCGUUUGUUUAUGGUUGAUUUUGGUGUUGGAUUUGGUUUUCAGAGUCGCGGGAAAUGCUGAAGGUGAUGCUUUGAAUGCUUUGAAGACCGGUUUGUCUGACCCUAAUAAUGUUUUGCAAAGUUGGGAUGCAACCCUUGUUAAUCCUUGUACAUGGUUUCAUGUUACAUGUAAUAGUGAAAAUAGUGUAACAAGAGUUGAUCUUGGGAAUGCAAAUCUAUCUGGUCAAUUGGUUCCACAGCUCGGGCAGCUCUCAAAUUUGCAGUAUUUGGAGCUUUAUAGUAAUAACAUAUCUGGGGCAAUCCCAGAGGAGCUAGGAAAUUUGACGAACUUGGUGAGCUUGGAUCUUUACUUGAAUGCUUUAACCGGGAACAUUCCAACUACUCUGGGCAAGCUUUCAAAACUACGUUUCCUGCGUCUCAACAAUAACACAUUAUCAGGACAAAUUCCUAUGUCCUUAACUGCUGUUAAUUCACUGCAAGUGCUGGAUCUUUCAAACAAUCAGCUAGUGGGAGAUAUUCCAGUUAACGGUUCCUUUUCACUAUUCACUCCUAUCAGUUUUAAGAAUAAUCGACUGAAUAGUAUUCCACCUGCUCCACCAGCUCCUACCUCACCUACAACUCCAACUUCAUCAGGUAAUAGUGCCACUGGUGCUAUUGCUGGAGGAGUUGCUGCUGGAGCUGCCCUGCUGUUUGCUGCUCCUGCAAUUUUACUUGCUUGGUGGCGAAAAAGGAGACCAGAGGAUCAUUUCUUUGAUGUACCUGCUGAGGAGGACCCAGAAGUUCAUUUGGGACAGCUUAAAAGGUUUUCUUUGCGUGAACUACAAGUGGCAACAGAUAACUUUAGCAACAAAAACAUUCUGGGUAGAGGUGGUUUUGGUAAAGUUUAUAAAGGUCGCCUGGCUGAUGGUUCUCUAGUGGCAGUAAAAAGACUUAAAGAGGAGCGUACUCAAGGUGGAGAGUUGCAGUUCCAAACAGAGGUAGAAAUGAUAAGUAUGGCUGUGCAUCGGAAUUUGCUACGUCUCCGUGGCUUUUGCAUGACCCCUACAGAACGGCUGCUAGUCUAUCCUUUUAUGUUUAAUGGUAGUGUUGCAUCCUGUUUAAGAGAGCGUCCGGAGUCUCAAUCACCACUUGAUUGGGCUAUAAGGAAACGGAUUGCACUGGGAGCUGCAAGGGGGCUUGCAUAUUUGCAUGAUCAUUGUGAUCCUAAGAUCAUACACCGUGAUGUGAAGGCUGCAAAUAUAUUGUUGGAUGAGGAAUUUGAAGCAGUAGUUGGAGACUUUGGGCUGGCCAAACUGAUGGACUAUAAAGAUACUCAUGUGACAACUGCUGUUCGUGGCACAAUUGGUCAUAUAGCUCCUGAAUACCUAUCAACUGGAAAGUCAUCAGAGAAAACUGAUGUUUUUGGGUAUGGUGUUAUGCUUCUUGAACUCAUUACAGGACAGAGGGCUUUCGAUCUUGCUCGGCUUGCAAAUGAUGAUGAUGUCAUGUUGCUUGAAUGGGUAAAAGGGCUUCUGAAAGAGAGGAAGUUGGAAACGCUGGUUGACUCUGAUCUUCAGGGCAAUUACAUAGAAGACGAAGUGGAACAGCUAAUCCAGGUGGCUCUUUUGUGCACUCAAGGCUCCCCAGUGGAACGACCUAAGAUGGCUGAAGUCGUGAGGAUGCUGGAGGGUGACGGCUUGGCUGAAAGAUGGGAAGAGUGGCAGAAAGAAGAAAUGUUCCGCCAAGAGUAUACGCCUACCCACCUCCCGAAUGCUAAUUGGAUUAUUGCAGACUCCACAUCUCACAUCCCUCCAGAUGAGUUAUCUGGUCCUAGAUGACCACUUCUUUAAAUAGAACGUCUUCAGGCAGAGUUGGUUUUAUAUUUUAGAGUCGCCUUUUUCACAUUUGUGCAUAUAGUUUUUCUUUUUUUUUUUUUUGGCCCCCAUUUAUCCUGUUGUUGUAACUUAUAUUACAUGUUGUGUGGAAUUGUUUGAUCUUUACUGUAAUUUUUAUAGGGCUGCCAACUGCAAUCAAGAAGACAUUAGGAGCUAUGGUAAAAACUUGGCAUGAAGGGCUAUUGAAGCACCCAUGUUAUUUUGAUGUACUGAAAUGUUAGUGAACAAUGUUACACCAAUAAUUACACGGUAAACUUUUUUCCAUCAUAUCCUGAUUACUUCUAAUUUUCAAAAAGGACAAGAUUCAAUGUUUACAACGAGGUCUAUUGCCAGACGGCUCCAGGCCAGAACCAGUUUAAUUUCUGUAUGUCAAGCGUCGAAGGUCAUAAUAAACAAAAUACAAAAAUUAAAAAAAAGAGAGAAAAUUUUGAAGAAAGAACAUUUGGAUAUUGGAGACUGAAUAAAUUCUAUCACGAAAAUGAGGGAUAUUUUCUUGACGUUUCAUAUGGAUAGUUUUUUAAUUGUUAUGGGAAAA
This is a messenger RNA of Durio zibethinus, 2987 nucleotides long. Its product is annotated as BRASSINOSTEROID INSENSITIVE 1-associated receptor kinase 1-like. Gene Ontology annotation, molecular function: protein binding; protein kinase activity; ATP binding. Gene Ontology annotation, biological process: protein phosphorylation. Lineage: Eukaryota; Viridiplantae; Streptophyta; Magnoliopsida; Malvales; Malvaceae. The record is from RefSeq and is a predicted model, not a curated record.